Labrus mixtus (cuckoo wrasse) is the source of this 8265-nucleotide messenger RNA. It is a transcript of the gene arhgef40, whose product is annotated as Rho guanine nucleotide exchange factor (GEF) 40. Bases 260 to 5482 code for a protein of 1740 amino acids. The transcript has 27 exons. The record is from RefSeq and is a predicted model, not a curated record. Lineage: Eukaryota; Metazoa; Chordata; Actinopteri; Labriformes; Labridae. Gene Ontology annotation, molecular function: guanyl-nucleotide exchange factor activity.
GAGGGGGGAGAAAAAAAUCAGCUUGGACAUUCCCAGCCUGCGGAAUAUAGCGAGGUUGUUUUUACGCGCCGGGAUCUCUCAUAAUAGAAAGACUUAAUAAAGCGAAGAGAAUAAGUUGAAGAAGGAGAUAAUGGCGGCUUUUUGUUAGAAACUGGAGUGGGGAAAGUUUUUUUUUGGUUUUUUUUGUGCCGGAGGAUGCAAAGAGGAAGCACAUGCAGGAAAGGAGCUGAGGACUAUGUAGGAAUUCCCGACUGAAGUCAUGGGUUCGGAGGCAAUGGAGGACUGCGUGCAGGGGGCGCUCUCGUCCCUUUAUCCCCCUUUUGAGAGCACGGCGCCACCCCUCCUAUCCCAGGUCUUUUCAGUCCUGGAGUCCACCUAUCAGCACGACAGUCUACGCUACCUCCUGGAUUACUUCGUCCCCGCCAAGCACCUCCUGCACAAACUCCAGCAGCACGCCUGUUCUCAGUACCUGGGCUGCUUGUUCCUCCACUCCGGCUGGCCCCUGUGUCUCGGCGAGAAGGUGGUCGUCCAGCUUUCCACCUUGGACUGGAGGCUCCUGCGCAGUAACGACUUCUAUCUGCAGGUGGUGCCCUUCUCCACGCGUUGCCCCCGGCUCGCUCUGAAAUGCCUGGCCCCCGGGGGUCGCACCGUUCAGGAGAUCUUGGUGCCGGAGUCACAGCACCCGCUUGUGUUCACCACUGAGUGGCUGCACAGCAUCAACAAAGAACGAGGCCACAAGAGAGAAGUUGGAGGAGGACUGGACACCUGCCUGGUCAGCACCUGUGAUGGUGUGGUACGACUCCCGUGGAAGGAGGUCGUCUACCCAAAAUUCAUCCACGACCCUUCCGAGGAGCUUGGCCUGAUGUCCAACCGCGACAAACGCCUGCCCAGCGAGGGGGGCAGCAGCCUCGGGGGCUGGGGUGGCUCGUCCUCCGGAGAACCUGACUCCUGGUCCUGGGAUGAGGAGGAAGAUGAUGGUGUACCACCCGACGGUUUGAACCAUGGGCCUGCGCUUCCCAGACGAAGGCGCAGCGAGGACGGGCUCGGGCGGACUGCAAGGCACCCUCAGCUGGACGGGGACUACGUUGAGCUGUUGGAGCCCAGAGUGGGUCCUGAUGGAGGGGUCGAUACAAAGCAGAGGUACCUGGAGAUGCAUGGGAUUUGUAAGACCAAGACUUUGCCUCUGGUCCGGAGGGGUAAAGCUAUAAAACUCAGGAAGGGUAGAGCUUGGGGAUAUGGGAGACUGGAAGGAUCAGGAAGCUUUCGCUCUGUCCUCGGCGCCAAAAGAGACGCAGUAUCCCCAAAAGGGGACAUGUUACCACCACGGCCUCCAUUGGUGGUCCCUGAACCUGGGAGAGGGAGGCGCUCAUACUCUUCUUCUGUCCACGACUCAGACGAAGGAGAUAAAAUAGGCAGAGACUCGGAAGGCGUGGAAAGCCAUCAACUGUUUUUUGAUGGUCCAUCCAAAGAGAGAAAGCCCGGCGUGGGCAAGGAGAGAGACAGCAACAGUCUCCCACAACCGUGCAGAGAAGACCACACGGGUAAAGACUCAGAGACCGGCCAAAGGUUGGUCCCAAAUGGAAACGUUGACACGACGAACACCAAAAUUGGACUUGUUAUAGAGGGCCACUCUGAUCAUGGAUCUCAUUCAGACUCUGUUUUCGAGGACGCCUACAAACCGCCGAGUGGAGACAGCGAUGCCAUCACUCCGACGUCAGACGCACCCGAGAGGCCAUUCACUGGGGUUUUGGAAAGUGAAGAAACGACCAACAGUGGAUCUAAAACAUCAAACCCAAAGAACCCAGAAGAAAGGGACGAAGGAAAGACAGAGGAAAGAGUGUGUCCCAGGGGAAAGGAAGUGAAAACAGCAGGAUUCAGAGCACCAAGGAGGAAAAGGAAGGGAAAGGGGGCCAAAAGUAGGGCAAGGUCUGGGGGUCGGGCACACCAGAAAGGAUCAAAACAGCAGGGUAAAGCUUUGCAACCAAGUCCCAACGUCUCCUCUGCUUUGGCGAACCCGCCAAUCACAGAGGAGAACCAGUUGGAGCAAAGAGAACCGGCAGAUGAACCUGAUGGAGUGCCCACUUCAACUAAUGAGGCAACAGGGGGCACAAGGAUAAGCAGUACAGACACAGACGUAGAUUCCAUGCCAAUCUGCAAUGGCCAAUCGGGCACAUCCUUACUUAACAGCUCAAAUGACGAGACAGGUUCAGGAGAGACAAGUCCAGACCAACUAAACGGUGUUUUAACUAAAGACCCCCCUCUUCUGAGAGAGCUGGACUCAGAGCUUCUCCAAUCAGGGAAGCUAAAGUUGACAGGUACGGUGGACAGGCUGGGACGUGCUCUGGUGGUGACGGAGACGGAUGCAUCAGAGGAGAGCCAAUCUGAGGAGGAGAUGGCCCGGGUCCUGGCCUGUUACCACAGAAUCACACGGCCUGAAGCCAAAGAAAAAGGUCUCACGGUGUUAAUGGACAGCAGACGCUUUCCGCCCUCCCCUCUCUGCCUCUCUGCACUUAAAUUGUUCCAGGUGUUGGUUCCUGGCGGUCUGGGAUCUGCUCUGGUUCUUGUGGAGGAGCAGCAGCAGCAGCAGCAGGAGACCCCGUCUUAUAACCUGGAAGGAGCAGAGGUCCACACGGUUCGAGGAACAGCGGUCCUUCAGCAACACGUGGACAAGCAGCAGCUGCCCGCCGAGAUGGACGGAGACUUCACACACUGUCACUCAGACUGGCUGGUCUUCAGACUCAGCCUGGAGAGUCUGACGGAGCGCUGUGAGAGCGCCCUCUCACUGCUGGGAGAGGCAUUGCAGUCUUUGGACACCGAGCCGAUGCCAGACAACAUCAAGGCUGUUCCUCUUAGCAUUGACAAACACAGACAGCUCAUGGCGAGCGUCCUGGCCGACCAACGUUUAACCGAAUUGCAGCAAAGGGGCGGGGCUUGGCUCGCAGGACUGACCAACAGCACGUCAGGACUGGCUCAGAAGUCACCAGACUGCAGGGCUGCUCUCACCGCGACUUCAAAGCUCUACGACAGCGUGGAUGACGCCCUCCACCGACUGGUCCGAGUGUCCAACCAGAGAGGUCGCGACCUUGAAGCUCUGGGGCGGCUGGCGGGGCUAGUGGACAAACUGGAGAAGUGCGAUAAGGAGAUUGAGCAAGUCCAGUCCCGGCUGGACGACUACAAGGAGCCUCCUCUGUCCCUCAGCAGGCUGUCACUCAAACAGCAGAAGUUCAAGACGUUUAGAGAAACAGCCAAUGAUCUGCACAGCGAGACUCUGUCGGUGCUCAGCGAUUUGGAGGGCUGGUGCGAGCUGGACUGGGCGGGCCUGAGCGACGUCCAGAUCCGUCUGCCUCCGGUCAGGGAGAAGCUGAGAGACAUGUCCCACUGUCUGUCCGACUGCUGGACCACCCUGGAUAACACACAGAGGCUGCUGUCCACGCUGACUGAGGCCACCCAGUGGUGCGACGCGGUCUCCUCCUCCCCCCUCUCCUCUCCUUCGACCUGCCCCCUCGCCUCGCUCCCUCCCAUCCCUCCGUCCCGUUUCCAGGACGCCCGCUCCUUGGCCAUAGAGCUCGGUGGCGGGCAGCUGCUGGAUCUCUGGACGCAGACCGUAGAGCGCUACCAGCGGACCGUGGCCCAGGUCAAACCCCGGUUCCUCCAGUCCGACAGGAACCAGAAUCAGGGCCCUCAGGGGAAGCCCAAAACGCCCUCCGCCAGCUCCCUGUGGGACCUGAUGGGUCCGGAGGGUGAGGGCGACUGGGGGCUCGGAGCAGGAGGAGGAGGAGGGGAAGGAGGCGGGCUUCAGUCCUGGGGGUCGCUGGCGUCGCUGUUCAGGCCGCAGACCUGCUCGACUCUGAAGAUAGGAGAGGAGAAGGGGAACAAGAAGGACGGGGCAGGAGGAGGAGCGGGAGGAGGGAAGUUUCUGCAGAAUCUUCUAAAUCCCUCUAAGAAAAGUCCGACCGACACCCCGCUUCCUCCCAAGCCUCCGAGGAGACGCCACCCGAGCUUCGACCUCCAGGCUCUCCUCGCUCCCCGCAGAGGCGCGGCCACCCCGAAACCCGAGUCCCCGGUGGGCGGGGUCAGCCGCAGCUCCCCAAUGUCCUGGCUGGGGAGGCGAGCGGUGGCCGACCCGGUUAUCGCCACCAGCAUGGCCGCCGCUAUACCCGGAUGGGGCACGGGAGGAGGAGGGGGAGGGGGAGGGGUGCUAAUCCGAGGUGUGGAGGUUAGCAGUAAGGAGGUGGUGGACCACACGGGGUCGCCACGGCAACAUGUUCUGCUCGGGAGGACUGAGAGAGAGACCGGGACGGAUAGAGCCGGUUCGACCGCUCAGAGUAAGCUCUACCUGCUCUGGUGCCGCAUGCUGAGCUCAGAGAGGCAGUAUGUGACCGUCCUGAGGGGCGUGGAGGAGACCUACCUCCCGCUGCUGGAGCUCUCGGACGCCCCGGCCUCCGUCAGGGGGAAGGCCGACGCACUGUUCCCCAACUGGGCCGGCCUGAGCUCCUUCCACUCGCAGAACCUGCUGCCGGCCAUGGAGGGCGCUCUCGUGCAGAGCUUGUUGCAACAGGACUGCUUCAGCAAAUAUCGGGAGCAGUUUCUGCAGUAUUCACACUACAUCAGGGCCAAACCAGACCUGGACUCUCCGCUGGUCACUCAGGCUGCGGACUUCUUCAAGUCCAAACUCCCCCCGGCCUCCCCGCUCUCCCCGCUCUCCUUCCCUCACUGUCUGCAGGCUCCCACUCAGAGACUGGAGCAGUACUGCGAGGCCCUGGAGGAGCUGGGAGGGAUAAACCCCGCCUCCGACUCCGCCCUCUCCAUCCUGAGACACGCCCAGCGGCACGGCGAGGACCUCCGGGCCAGUGACCUCAUCGCGGGGUGUCCGAUCCCCGUUGCGGAGCGCGGCGAGCUGGUGCGUCAGGGCGAGCUGACGGUGUGCGGGGGAGCUCGGAGGAAGCGAGCUGGUGUCAGGAACAUUUUCCUCUACCAGCACGUCGUCAUCUUCACCAAACAGAAGAGCCCGAGCCCGGGACGCACCGCCUACAGCUACAAACACAGCAUCAAGACGGGUGAGAUGGGUCUGACUCAGAGCGUGGGGGAGGACGGGCUGAAGUUCGAGGUUUGGGUCCGACAGGCUCCUCGAACCAAAGACUUCAUCACGCUGCAGGCCAAGGACCGGGACCACAGGGUGGCCUGGACUCACGACAUCGCCCAACUGCUGUGGACGCACGCCAUCAACAACACGGAGUUGUGUCUGAAGGAGUCGCUGUGCAUGGCCGUUUCCAGUAAGCUGCUGCUGGACGCGACAGGAAGUCCAGGCUCAGAGCUGGACUCCAUCUACAGCCUGAAUGACAGAGUCCACAGUAGCUGCUCAGACUCCUCCUCCGUCGGCAGUCAGAAGGAGGGGGGAUCCCCGGCGUCUGGGAGGGACCCCCGGAGAAGCUCUGGUUCAACAAGUUACUCACAGAGUCAGUCCCCGUCUACGGCUGUGUAACUAUCAUCUCAAUAAAAAAACUGGAUCCUGGACUAUUCUGAAGAUUUGAAAAACAUCUCGAUUCCACCUUCUGGCCGAGCCAUACUGGACUUUCAGAGGAGCAAGAAGACCAAAAAAAAAGAAGAGAGAGAGAGAGAGAGACCCUCUGACUCUGUUUGAACUUCCCCCACAUACUCGCUCUCCCUUCACCUCCCUAAAACAAAUAAAAUGCCAGCAGAUUAGCCGGAGCAGCGCUGCACUGCAUCCCCCCCUUCCAGUUCCAAAGAGAAAAGGCUGCCUCCAAAAAAGGAUCAAAACUGCCCUGUUCAGACCAUGACAAGCACCAGCGGGGGCUCUGCUGUGCGCUUCCGCCAUUUUGGAUCUGCCAGUCUCAGUUGCUGGCAGAGUCAUUGACACCAAAGGCACUUCAGCCACACAGAGCGGCCAUUGUCUGCCCCGCGGCUCCCCCACUAGGCCAAAACCACUCGGUCUGAACCACUGACUGGCUGGCUGGCUGACUGUACACAUCACAUGCUCCAACAUCUGAUAAUAAGACAGGAAGUGAUACAUAUAACGGGGGGCGUAAAUCCACCGUAGGAUGGCAGAUUAGGAAUGUCUUGUGUACUUUUGUGAUUUCUGAAACGCUGAAUGCAGUACUGUAGUGCUCCGUGUGCAGAAAAAACACACGGCAUAGGUCAGGUGUGAUUGCAUCUAUGGAAAUGAGACGCACACAUUGUGUCCCUCUAUACGCAUGCAGUCCGUCUUAUUGUUAUAAGACAGUGGAGCACUAUUCACACGCUCGCUGAGGCUGUUUUUACAGCCUGGUACAGUGACUGCAUCCACAUCUGGACUCGUACAGUUAUCGAGGCCUUGAUGAUGAACGGAGAGGUUUUACAGUUUCAUAUCAUUUUACAGAGUUUGUUUAAGCUGAAAUGUAUCAACAGUGGUAAUUAUUCAAGGGCCAAAUGUAUUAAGUCUUCUUUGAAGUAUAACUUAUGUCAGCUAUAUGAGCUUUUUUUUUACUGCUUUAAAGUGUUCGAAGUGUACUGAAAGGGCACUCAUAAUGAAUUUCAUUUCAUAUCUUUUAAUAUAAGGUGCCAUUCGUUAUAUGCCAAAGGUAUACAAUGGGUGUCUGUGCAAUGUUGAUGAGCGUACAAAGAAGCCUUGUUGUUGUUGUUGUUGUUGCUAAAUCUCGCUCCAUCAAAUGGAGAAAGGUGGAUCUCUGCUAUAUUCCACUUUAACUUUUUGCGUGCUUUCGGCUACAAGUCAUGAACCAUUUUGAUUCUAUUCUGAAAGCCGUACCUCAAAAUCACCUCUAGGACAAGGUUUCCCCCAAACGUCAGACUCUUGAGUCUACGGCUACAGUUCCAAAAAGUGUUAGCAAUAUUUUUUUACUGCCUUAAAUGUUUCAGAAAUAUUGGAAAUUUAGCUGACUUUUUUAUUUUUUUUAUUUUUUUAAAUCGAUAUAUAUCUUUAAUCCGACCUCGUCACAGAGCUAGGCUGAGUCUGUUUCCCGCUGCCUCCAGGCUUCAUGCUGAGCUAGGCUAACAAACUGGUUGCGCUAUUUCCAAAACGGAUCUUUGACAUUAGAGUGGUGCCAAUUUAAUUAUUUAACUUUUUGGCAGCAAAUUGGAUAAGCAUAGCUUUAAUUGAAAGACACCAUUUUAAAGGUCAUUGUUUUGGUCCCUUUGGCGGCCCCUGUGGUGAUUUGUAGUAACUGCAGGUUUUUUUUUUUUUUUUUUUUUAUUAAGAGUAACAAUUGACUCCCAGUGGCAGCAGAGACUGAAAAAAUAAUAUCAGGCUUCAGACCCACUUUUCUUAACCAUACACUACUGGUUGAUGGAAAAGGAAUUUCUCACUCCUCACCACUUUCCCGGGAAUGUCGCCACAAAUACCUUCAUUGUAAUACCAAAUAAUUCUUUAAAAGCCGGAGCUUUAAUCAGUGGACCGAAGGAUUGUCACCAUUGUGGUACCUCGUUUGGCAAGACAUUAUAACUUAACCAACAUUUACAUGAAUGACAGUUUUUGAAAAUGUAUUAGCCUACCUUUUGAUAACAGAUAUCUGCCACCUCCAACACUUCCGCACAAUAGAACGACAUGAUGUAAAACACAUGUUCUACCUGUAUGCUGCUUGUUCAGAGAAAGGUUUCAGUAUUACAUACACUGAUGUAGUUCAUUGUUUAUAACAGUAAGCAUAGUCAGUAAAGCCUGUAAUCAUCCCCUCACAGGCGUUUGAUUGGGUAGCACGUGUACACCUAUCAAACAAUAUCACGCUUAAGGUACAAAAUGAAACCAUCGGGUGGCGAGAGGCGGGCAGCAGCAGCAGCGGGAGGUGAAGCCCGGGUCUGCAGACGGCAGCAGCGACACUUUUGUCGACCGUGAUCAGAUUCAGCACGUUUCAUAUCUGCAUCCAAAUUCAGAAAAUUGCAAAUGGCUAUUGAGCCGUCUCUGAAUCAAUAUGUAAUUUGUUGGCUUCGGAGGAGCCUCGCACACUUCAUAGCCUUUAGCUGUCUGGUACAUUGGGUUAUAUUGGAAGCGAUGUAAUGAACGCCAUCUUUCAUCCGCACCCGCAGUAUGGAUUGUCAUAUGCAGAAAUCCCUCGGUUUUUGUGUGCCACAACGAGGCAGUAUCAUGUAAAGAAACUUAUCCUGCUUUUUUUUUUUGCUAUGACACAUCUGCCUGAUGUUUACAUUUUAUUUUGAAGGAAUGUUUGAAAUGCAUGUUAAGCUUACUUGAUAUUGUACUUUUUUUUUUUUUUACUGUUUUAUAUUCUCUGUGUUGAAUUAAAACUGGAUGGCAAAGUG